Molecule: messenger RNA, 1974 nt
Organism: Fusarium fujikuroi IMI 58289
Lineage: Eukaryota; Fungi; Ascomycota; Sordariomycetes; Hypocreales; Nectriaceae
Exons: 2
Coding region: 1-1974 (657 amino acids)
Source: RefSeq, a predicted model, not a curated record
AUGCGCCCCAACACCAAUCGCGGCAGCUUGAAGUCUUUUUGGACUUCUAUAAGUCGAUUCUUCCGCAGCGUAGCCGUAUCUGUGAUUAGCACCUUUCAAGGUUUACAAAAUACCAUCAGCAAGAAAUACAAGGCGUACAAAAGCAGAACCUCUCCUCAAAGACCGCCGCUACUUCUCACAGAAUGGGGCAUGAUCCUUCAGCUUGUUUGUCAGGUCAUCAUAAUUACCACCAUCUCCGUGCUAUGGCAUAUAUCGAAUACAAAUAAUGGACUGGUUACUGUGGGAGACAAUCCUGACCCUUCGUUUGACUCAAAAGGAUUCCAUCCUCCUCCAAUUCUUAGCUCUUCUAUUGUUUGGACUGCUGUCCCGGCUUGGAUCAUGUCGGCUUAUUCCUCUCUAUGGUCUGCGAUGCUUGAUUCGUUAAAAAAGGUCUAUCUUCUUCUCGAACUUGAUAAAGAAAAUCAAAGACCUCUACCGGGCGUUGAAUUCUUCAAGCAGGCUUGGAGACUACACUUUCAUCAUCAGUCCCCCCAUUCUCAGUCUACCCCGCAAAACAAAGGCUCUACGAUUGCAAAGACCUUGCUACUGGACUAUGGGGAGUGGCCUGUUAUAAACGGCUUUCGGGCCAUGCGGGCAGGUCAUGUUCUGUUGGGUAUAUGUCUCCUUCUACGAGCAGCGCUCUGGACUGCAGGAGGUCUCACUGCAGCAAUCUUUGCGACAACUCUGGUGCCUUCCAAGACGCCCGCCACUCUCUACAGUAUAAAAAGCUUUGAUGAAUACCUUGGUUGGGACGAGGGCAAAGGUACUGGCAACUCAUCAGUAACACCAGCAUUCGACAUCGUAAGUGCUACGGUUUUAAGAAAUGGAGACAAUUAUCCUUGGACAACAGAUACACAUUCUUUCCUGCCAUCUGUCCCUGUUUCUAAGGACUUCCGUGGAAAUUACACCUUCGACACUGAGGCGUACUCCGCGAAUGUUGAUUGCACGAUCGCGACAGAAGACGAUCUAGUCAAGAUCGGGGGGGUGAGUCUUGAUCUCGAGGAGGACGACGACCUGGAUUCUGCUCAAAUUCGUUUCGGCUUCAAGCAUGAAGGCUGUGAUGUCAACAAGUGGUUCACCCUGACCAAUAACACCCUGCAGUACGCGAGAACGUGGUCUACUGACUGCGGCCUGAGAAGCGGCCGAGCAAGAUUCGGAAUGUUCUCGGGGAUCUACAACGCAACCGAGCGAUUUCAUUUAUCCAACCUGACAGUUGUGACUUGUCGGCCCCAGAUUUACAAGUCCAAUGUCACGCUGGAAAUGUCGUUUCUUAAUGACACCGCAACUCCCAAGGUGAUCAAAGUCUCGGAGACCAGUAAACAGCAGUUCUGGCCUUUUUUCAUCUCUAGUUGGCUGCGAAACAUCCCUCGAUACUCACUUUUCGAUCCUACUAUAUACAACGAUAUGGAUACCUUCUCACGUCUGGUCAUCGGACAUGCCUCCAGGGAGGCAACUCUUGACACUUUGCCCGACAAACAAAAGAUUACCAAUUCCUUCAACGUCAUCUUUGCCGCUCUGUUUUCCAACUUCGUGACAUUGGAAGGUUACUCCAGUGCACAAAGGCGCGAAGUAACCGGUACCAUGUCCCGGUUGAGGCUUCGAUUGUUUGUGGUCAAGUCUGCGGCGUUAGCUACUGUGGUUACCCUUGCCGUCACUUUCGUCACUACAGUGAUUCUGGCACUUUACCUACACCGCAACCGACAUAUUACCAGUCUGUACAUGGAUCUCUUACUGGGCACCGCCAUACUGCUACGGAAUAGUAGUUCGACCGGGCUUGACAGUUACUUGAACGACCGAGUAGUUUCGAAUAAUGCCGCUAGCUCGGGGACUCAUGGAAACAAUCUUGUGGAAGCAGAGAAGAGGAAGUCGGAUCUGAAAAGUCGUGAAGUAUGGGUAGAAGGAACACCCAGGACUUUGCAUAUAAAGUGGCCAUAA